AUGGCUCCCGACCCCAGCGGCCGCCUGGGCCUGCUGCUGCUGUUGGCCUGCUGCGUGCCGAUCGCCUGGGCCCAGAUCCUGAAUUGGAUAUGGCCCGGCGAGAAGCUCAGCCCCAUAUCCAAGUGGGUCCUCAAGCCCCACGACAGCCCCGUGGAGCCCACGCUGGGACUCACCACGCACGUGGACCUGGGGCAUGGCUCCACGGAACCCGAGGCCAGCCGGAGCCCAGCGCCUGCCGACGCCACCCCCGACGCCAUCCUGGCCACGAGCCCAGGCACGACCAAGGAAGAAAAUGUCGCUGGAGUCGGAGCCCAGAUCCUGAACGUGGCUGCGAGCAUCCGGAGCUUCGUCCAGCUGUGGGAUGAGGCUGCCCCCACUGAGAGUGCUGCUGCGGUGGCCACGCUGGCUACUGCGGCUUUUACAGACCCCCUCACCCUCCCAAGGCCACCUGAUGAGCCCCCGGAGCACAGAGACACUCUUGGGCCCAGCACUGCAGCCCCGGACGCCCUGACGACCACCGCUGACGUGCUGGCACCCACCGCACCACUUGCCUCCUCUGGACAGCCCCGGGCAUCAUUGGGGGUGUCCCCAGGUAGAACCGCUCUGUCUUCUCCGCCUGGUGGGGCCCCUCCCUGGGGAAGUCCCAUGCCCCUGAGGCAGCUGCAGGAUCUGCACAGCAGCAGAGGACCCCGGCCCACGGCAGCCGCCCCCCGUCGGCAGCAGUCGGAGCAACUUGGUGGCGGCCGUCGAGCACUGCGCCUGCUUCCCCUGGUGCUGGGUCUCCCGGGUGCGCACGUGGCCCCUGCUGCUCCUACCCCCGACCUCCUGGCCUCGCCUGCUCUCGCUGCGGCCCCAGCUUUCAUCGGUGAUGGUGGCGGUGGGCCCUGGGUUUCCCACAUGGCUAAUGACUCUGCCCGCUGCCUGCCCCUGCCGCCUGCCCUGCCCAUGUGCGGCCACCUGGGUAUCGGGCACACCUGGCUGCCCAACCACCUGCGGCAUGGGCGUGGCGAGGAGGUGCAGGCCGCGGUACAGGCCUGGGGGGCCCUUCUGCUGUCCCGUUGCCACCCUUUCCUCGCCUGGUUCUUCUGCCUGCUGCUGGCACCCCCAUGCAGCCUGGGCCCACCACCCGGGCCCCCGCCGUGCCGCCAGUUCUGCGAGGCUGUGGAGGACGCCUGCUGGAGCCGCCUGGACGGGGGCCGGCUGCCCGUCGCCUGCACCUCGCUACCUGCCCAGGAAGACGGGUACUGUGUGUUCAUUGGGCCGGCUGCAGGUAAGCUGGACAGGGCCUGCCUGCCCCGAGCCGAGCUGGGCGAGAGCCCGAGGGAGGAGGCUGGGGCCAGGGGUGUUGGGUACGGUCCCGACCAGGACGUGUUCCUGCCUGCUGAGAUCCAGUAUGGGCCUAGCAAGAGGACGCACGAGGGCUCCGGCGAUGAAGUGGGGCUGCUGCAACUGCUUGGGGAGCCCCCGCCCCAGCAAGUCACCGAGGUCGAGGACCCCGACGUCGGGCUGGCCUACGUCUUCGGGCCGGACGCCAACAGUGGCCAGGCGGCCCACUACCACUUCCCCAGCCCGUUUUUCCGGGACUUCUCGCUGCUGUUCCGCAUCCGGCCAGCCACGGCACAGGCAGGGGUGCUGUUCGCCAUCACGGACCCGGCGCAGGCCGUGGUCAGGCUGGGCGUGAAGGUCUCGGAGGUGCAAGACGACCACCAGCUCAUCUCGCUGCUCUACACGGAGCCAGGCACCAGCCCGACCCGCACGGCCGCCAGCUUCCGCCUGCCCGCCUUCGUGGGUCAGUGGCUGCGCUUCGCGCUGAGCGUGGAUGCUGGCCACGUGGCACUCUAUGUGAACUGUGAGGAGUUCCAGAGGGUGCCCUUCUCACGCUCGGCCCAGAGCCUGCCGCUGGAGCCGGGCUCAGGCCUCUUUGUGGCUCAGGCCGGAGGAGCUGACCCUGACAGGUUCCAGGGGAGCAUUGCCGAGUUGAGUGUGCGUGGGGACCCCCAGCUGAGCCCCCAGCACUGCCUGGACGAGGAAGACGAUGAUGAUGGCGGGGCCUCUGGGGACUUUGGCAGUGGACUUGAAGAGAAUCGAGAGCUGCGCAGGGAGGACACAGCUCUCCUCCCAUCCCUCCACCCACCACAGCCACCACCGGUCACUUCUCCUCCCUUGGCUGAAGACAGCACCAUAGAAGAUUCCAGAACUGAAGAAACUGAGGCAACUACGGUGGCCACAUUAGGAGCACACACACGUCCUGCCUCAGACCUGGUGUCCACGCGGGAUGGGGGUGUCCGGAGCCCUGCAGGCCACCUGGAGAAGGGAGGCCUGAAGGGACAGAAGGGGGAGCCAGGAGCUCAGGGUCCGCCUGGCCCGGCUGGCCCUCAGGGUCCUGCAGGCCCAGCGGCCCGGAACUCUGAUGGGCUGCCUGUCCCGGGGGCACAGGGGCCUCCUGGGCCACCAGGGCUGCCAGGGAAGGACGGCGAGCCGGGCGACCCCGGCGAAGACGGGAAGCCUGGUGAAGCCGGGCCACAAGGUUUCCCGGGGACUCCAGGAGACGUGGGCCCCAAGGGCGAAAAGGGGGACCCUGGGGUUGGGCCGAGGGGACCUCCAGGACCCCAAGGACCUCCAGGGCCACCAGGACCUCCAUUCAGACACGACAGACUGACCUUCAUCGACAUGGAAGGAUCUGGCUUUGGGGGUGACCUGGAGACGCUUCGGGGUCCUCGUGGCUUCCCCGGACCCCCUGGCCCUCCUGGCGUCCCAGGCCUGCCGGGCGAGCCAGGCCGCUUUGGUGUGAACAGCACUCACACCCCGGGCCCUGCAGGCCUCCCCGGAGUGCCUGGGCGAGAGGGGCCCCCUGGUGUCCCUGGCCCCCCGGGACCCCAAGGUCCCCCAGGAAGGGAGGGGCAGCCAGGAGCGCCGGGACCAAAAGGCAACCUUGGCGAUGUGGGCGCCCCAGGACCCAAGGGCAGCAAGGGGGACCCCGGCCCCGUGGGUAGCCCAGGCGAGACUGGCUUCGUGGGAGCCCCAGGGCCUGCUGGACCUCAAGGACCCCCCGGACCCCCAGGGCCCCCUGGGCCUCCAGGACCAGGACUUGCGGCUGGAUUUGAAGACAUGGAAGGCUCCGGGGUUCCCUUCUGGACAACAGCCGGAAACUCCGAGGGGCGGCAGGGACUGCCCGGAGCCCCAGGACUCAAGGGGGACCCUGGAGCAGAUGGGAGACCAGGGCCCAAGGGAGAAGUCGGUGCAGAUGGCGCCCCUGGCUUCCCAGGCCUCCCCGGGAGAGAUGGCGCUUUGGGACCCCCGGGACCCAAGGGAGAAAAGGGAAUCCAGGGAGAGAAAGGAGACCCCGGGAAGGAUGGGGUAGGGCAGCCGGGCCUGCCCGGGCCCCCUGGACCCCCCGGGCCUGUCGUCUACCUGUCGGAGCAGGAUCGAACUGUGAUGGGCCGGCCAGGACCUGAGGGCCAGCCUGGCUUCGCAGGCCUUCCUGGACCUGCUGGACCGAAGGGCGACCUGGGCUCCAAAGGCGAGCAGGGCCUGCCAGGACCCAAGGGUGAGAAGGGUGAGCCUGGCAGCAUCUUCAGCCCCGACGGCAGAGCCCUGGCCCCCGCCCAGAAAGGAGCCAAGGGCGAGCCUGGCUUCCGUGGACCCCCGGGCCCGUACGGACGUCCUGGUCACAAGGGCGAGAUUGGCUUCCCUGGACGGCCGGGACGCCCCGGGAUGAACGGGCUGAAAGGAGAAAAGGGCGAGCCGGGAGACGUGAGCGUCGGGUUUGGAAUGAGGGGACCGCCUGGCCCCCCAGGCCCCCCGGGACCGCCAGGCCCACCCGGGACGCCCGUCUAUGACAGCAACGUGUUCGCCGAGUCCAGCCACCCCGGGCCUCCAGGACUGCCAGGCCUCCAAGGACCCCCAGGACCCAAGGGUGACAAGGGAGAAGUAGGACCGCCUGGACCAGCAGGGCAGUUCCCCUUUGACUUCAUUCAACUGGAGGCCGAGAUGAAGGGCACGAAGGGCGACCGAGGCGCCCCGGGACAGAAAGGCGAGAGAGGCGAGCCUGGGGCCGGCGGCUUCUUUGGCUCCAGUGUGCCUGGUCCCCCGGGGCCCCCUGGCCCCCAGGGCUACCCCGGGAUUCCGGGUCCCAAGGGAGACAGCAUCCGGGGCCCGCCAGGCCCCCCUGGGCCUCAGGGCCCCCCUGGCAUCGGCUACGAGGGACGGCAAGGCCCUCCUGGCCCCCCCGGACCCCCUGGUCCCCCCUCCUUUCCUGGCCCUUACAGGCAAACUGUCAGCAUUCCCGGCCCCCCUGGCCCGCCGGGACCCCCAGGACCCCCUGGAACUGGGGGUGCCUCCUCAGGGGUAAGUUGUGCCCUGCAGGUGAGGGUGUGGGCCACCUACCAGACCCUGCUGGACAAGGUCCGCGAAGUGCCCGAGGGCUGGCUCCUCUUUGUGGCCGAGACGGAGGAGCUCUACGUCCGUGUGCGCAAUGGGUUCCGGAAAGUUCUGCUGGGGCCACGGACGCCACUUCCCCACGGGACGGACAACGAGGUGGCCGCCCUACAGCCCCCAGUGGUGCAGCUGUAUGAGGGCAACCCGCACCCCCGGCGGGAGCAGGUCCACUCCACAGUGCGGCCCUGGCGAGCUGACGACAUCCUGGCCAACCCCCCAUACCUGCCAGACCCCCGGCCCUACCCCGGAGCCCCUCGCCACGGCUCCUACACGCACCUACAGCCCGCCCGCCCCACGGCCUCACCUGAACACACCCACCAGGACUUCCGGCCGGUGCUCCACCUGGUGGCGCUCAACAGCCCCCUCUCGGGUGGCAUGCGUGGCAUCCGCGGGGCGGACUUCCAGUGCUUCCAGCAGGCGCGGGCAGUGGGGCUGGCCGGCACUUUCCGGGCCUUCCUGUCCUCGCGCCUGCAAGACCUGUACAGCAUCGUGCGCCGCUCCGACCGCACGGGCCUGCCCAUUGUCAACCUCAAGGACGAGGAGCUGUUCCCCAGCUGGGAGGCCCUGUUCUCGGGCACCCAGGGCCAGCUGAGGCCUGGGGCCCGUAUCUUCUCCUUCGACGGCAGGGACGUCCUGCGACACCCAGCCUGGCCCCAGAAGAGCGUGUGGCAUGGUUCAGACCCCAGCGGGCGCAGGCUGACCGAGAGCUACUGCGAGACCUGGCGGACAGAGGCGGCAGGGGCCACGGGCCAGGCUUCCUCGCUGCUGGGCGGCCGGCUGCUGGAACAGACGGCGGCUGGCUGCCACAAUGCCUACAUCGUCCUGUGCAUCGAGAACAGCUUCAUGACCUCCUCCAAGUAG
Molecule: messenger RNA, 5298 nt
Organism: Ochotona curzoniae (black-lipped pika)
Lineage: Eukaryota; Metazoa; Chordata; Mammalia; Lagomorpha; Ochotonidae
Product: collagen alpha-1(XVIII) chain-like
Exons: 44
Coding region: 1-5298 (1765 amino acids)
Molecular function (GO): protein binding
Source: RefSeq, a predicted model, not a curated record